AUGAAUCCCGCAACUUACAACAAUGGUGGGGGGGCGUUGGGUGGCGCCAAGGCGCAUGGACAGAUGCAAGCGCCGCAGAAGAACGACAACAAUAGCCAGGCGAUGAUGAAUUACGUCGCCCAGGCAUUACAGUCUCAAGGUCCAUUCACUGGAUGGAGGUCCGAAGUUCCUGUGAAGGAUCGGGCCGUCAAGGUAUAUCAAAUGCUCACUUCCCUUCGUUUAAUUCAACCGCGUGUCGAUCUCCAGAACGCAGCCCAGGCGGCUUUAAGUUUCGAGCAAAAGGCCUUCAAAGAAGCCCGGGAAAAGGUCGAUUACGACAAGGAGUGUAACGAGAAGCUCAUACAUAUUCGCGACACGCGUGCUCGGCAGGCCGCCGUCAUGCAGAAUGGGAUGAUCCCUCAAGCGGGACCGGGCGCCGGGAUGCCUGGAGUCGGACAGUCUCCAUUCCCUCAACAGAUGAAUCGCCAGGUACAGGCCUCUCCGAUGGCUGGACAGCAGCAGAUGUCCAUGAAUAUGAACGAUCCAACACAGCAGGUGUCGAUGCAGUCUCGUCAACCCUCGCAGCCGCAGCCGCAGCAGCAAGCCAUGCUACAACAGCAACAACAACAGCAGCAGCAGCAGCAAAGACAACAGCAAAGGCCUAACGGGUCUACUUCGCUAACGGAUGACCUCAACUCUCUCAAUGCCCAAGAAUUUGACCAUGUAUGCCGGAUUGCCGACCAAAUUAUUACAAAGACAUCUCCGGAGGAUAUAGAAAAAAUCAAGAUGAACUUGCAGAACAUGACUCCCGAGCAGAAAACAUACCUGUUAAGGAAAGACAUUGACCCGGUCACCUAUUUCUUCCGCUCGCAGGCCUUGACACAGUUGAGGCGACACAAGCGCCAUCGGAUGGAGUUGAAUCGCGCGCAGAAUGCCGGUGUCGACCCAGCUGCGAUGAUGAACGAUCCGAUGGUGAACAAUCAGCAGCGCCAAGCGCUGCAAAACAUGAUGAAUCUUCAGCGCAAUUCGGCGUUCAACAUGGCCAACAACCAACAACAUCUAGACCCAUCGUCGUUCAUCGGCAAUGUUGAGAAUAUUCAAGGACAACAGGCGGAUGGGUUACGCUCGCAGGAAGCCGGCCAGUUAGUGGUUCCGGCCAGCUCUUCUCAGAUGAACCAGCAGCUCUUUACUCCCCAGAACAUGUUCCAGCAAUUGGGUCAAAAUGGACAGAACAACAUGAAUGGGGGAGGGAUGAAUCCGCAACAAUUCUUCUCACAACAACAACAACAACAACUACAGAAUUCCCAAGCCGUUCAGCCGGACCGAACCCAACAGGCUCCUCAAUUCCCCCCUCAGACGCAGGCUCAGACGCAGGCCCAAGCGCGCGCGCAAGCCGCCCAGAAGGCGCAGAUAGCCAUAUCGCAGGCUGGACAAGCCAACCCACACAUGCAGCAGCAGAUGUCACAAAAUUCUGCCAUGCCAAUGUUAAACCGCCCUAUGGCCCCGGGUCAAAUGUCGCCCGCUCAAGUGGCUGCUCAGGUUCGGCCUCCGUCGCGCACUCCUGGAAUGGGACAGCAACCGAAUGGUGUCCAGCCUUCGGGGGGGCAACCAACGAUGCAGGGCCGGCCGCAACUUCCCGCUAAUCUUCCGCAGGGGCUUCAAGAGCACUUGUCUCAAAUGAGCCCAGAACAGAUCAAUAAUUUUGUCAAUCAACAACGUCGUGCUCAAGCAAUGGCUCGGGCAGGCGCUACACAACAAGGGAUGCCCAUGCAGCCAAAUAUGUCGCAGUCCGGUCAGGGUCAGCAAAUGACCAACGGUCAGAUGAGUAACAAUCAGAACAUGAGGGCGUCUUUAAAUUUGCAGCAGCAACUUGCCGGAAUGGGUGGCGCUCAGCCGCAGCCGAACCAAAUGAUGCAGGGGCAACAGAUGUCUGUUCAGCAGCGCCAGCAACAACAACGUCAGCAGGAGCUUUAUAAACUACAACUUCUUCGUCAACAAAGUGGAGGAAUAGAAAUGUCGCCCGACCAAGUCAAGGAGAUGGACCGCCUACACUUCCCCCCAGCGCUCUUCAGCAACAACCCGAACAUGGUUUCGCCGGUUCCCAAGCACAUAAAGACCUGGGGCCAACUUAAGCAGUGGGCAGCCGCCAAUCAUCAGGCUCUCGGAGGAAUGGACCUUGCAAAAUUGAUGACAAUGCAAAAAUUUCACUUGGCUCAGAUAAUGUCCCAAAGUCAAAACAGAGACGGUGGACGAAAUCCGAAUCAAGGUGGUCAGGGCGCAUGGAUGCCGCCGGCGCCUUUCCAAGGGCAGCCGCAGCCGUUCGGGAACCCUCAGCCGUUCCCAGCUGGCCAGCAACAGGCUGGAAAUAACAUGCCUCCUAUUCGACCGGUGACCGCUGCAGAUAUCCAGAUGGCUCGCCAGAGAUUAGGUCAACAAGUCGCGGGCUUCAACGACGAUCAACUUCGAGAGCUACUCCAUAGAAAUAGGCAAAAGCAAUACAUUCAGGUGGCUCAGGCGCGUGCUCUCGCCAACCAACAGGGCCAACAAGGCCAACAAGGCCAACAACAAGGUCAACAGAAUCAGCCAGCCCAGCAACCCCCUAUCACCGCACCCAUGUCCACCCCCAAGAUAAAACAGGAGCCCCAAGCACCACAACCGACGUCUCAGCCAGCCCAACCAGCCCAGCCGAUCAAAGCUCCGACGGCAGCCCCUGGCAAGGGCGCAAAAGGGCCUGUCGCUAAACCGCCGCCCAAGAGGAAAAUGCAGCAAGAGGAAUCUACGGAACCGCAAAACCCCGCAGCGCAAACAUCGACACAGCCGCCAGCUACCCAAGGGGUGCCGGCACCCGCACCAGCUAGACCCAAUAUGUCACUUACUCGGGAGCAGAUGGCUGCCAUGACGCCGCAGCAACGCGCCCAAUUAGAGGCACACUUGCGCCGACAGCAAGGACAAGGUCGUGUCCCCAUCACCAGAGCGGCCGCCGACGAAGCAUGGAACAACCUACCAGAGAAGCUCCGACAGUUGUAUAAUGAAGCGGUGAGACAAGCACCCAUUGCGGAUCCUGUGGCCGUUACGCCGGAACAGAAGGCCGCCAUGACCCAGCAACUCCGUGAAUGUACCGAUAUGCUGGGAAGAAUGGAUGCCUUAGUCCAGUGGUUCAUGAAGGUUCCUGGCCAGGAAAAAUGUGUGCGAAGCUUACUGGUCAUGCGUAUACAAUUAAUGCGACAAUUCAAGAGUGGGCCUCAUUGGGCUGUGGCCGACCAUUUUACCCUUUCUCCCGAGAACCUCAACAAGAGCAUCCAAUACGUGAAGAGGUUGUUCCAAGGUAUGAUCACCCACGUAAGCCAACAGCAACGAUCCGGCGCAUCGCAGAGUCCUCCGAAUGGACAAGCGGCCGCCCCGAACAUGCCUGCCUUGAAUGCAAACAAUCUCCAGCAGCUUCAGCAAGAACAAGAGGCUCUCCAGCGAGCGCGAAGGGCCUCGAGCCAGACUGCCGUUUCGGCUACCUCUGUGGUUCCGCCGGCGCCAUUUGGAGCGCCAUCUCCACAGGGCGUUCCACAUGCGUAUGGACCCGGAAGUAUACCACCGCAAGAACUCAAGCUACCUCCACCGAAAAAGAGAAAGCAGUCGCAUGCCGGCGCCACUCCCACCACUGGCACGCCGGGUGCCAAGGCUGCGACGGGCAAACAGGCCGGAGUCGAGGCGGCCAAACCCACAACAGCUGCUUUACUUGGUGCCUUCAAAUGCAGUGUUGCCGAAUGCCAGUAUCACUACCAUGGAUUUCCUAAUCAGAUUGCGCUGGACAAGCACGUGGAAGAGAGUCAUAAGGUUGAAGAGUCGAUUGAAAACCCUCUUGAGUUUGCUCUGGAAAGCUUCCGUAGCACCCUCAUCACAAACGAGGACAAAUCCGGGGCCCAGGGCGCUCAAAAGGGGGCUACAAUGGAGGCUCCGCAGGUGCCGAAGUUGGAAGGAACCACGCCCAUCACGGCGGGUACCACCCCGAUGGGACGAGUACCAAGCCAGUUUGGUCCUAAGGCUGCUUCGCCGGCCUCGAACCAGCACCUCACGCCCCGCGGGGGUUCGACAAAGACAUCUGCAUCGACGGCUAAGCCUGCCAAAGGCAAGGACGAUAAGAAGGAUCUCAGCAAAUCUGCAGAGCAAGAGCCGCCCGUGCAAGUGCAAGACCCGUGGGCAAACAGCGCCAUUUCUCUCGAAACUAUUCAUGACACAUUCACGUUUGGCGAUGACGGCGGGCUCGGGUUCGGCGCGAUGGACGAAUUCCUCAAUCCCGACAUGUUUACCAACACCCAGUCUAAGGACACCCCGGAUUCGAUUGAAACUGCGGUUGUCACGCAAACCCCCAAGGAUGGCGACAUACCUACCACCGACGACAUGAAUGCCAAAAGCGGUGAGGGUGCCGAUGACAAUUGGAUUCCUGUGGAUUGGUUCAAUCUGCCCGGGCGAUUCGAAGACGGGCUUCUGAUGAAUGACUCGUGGGAGGAAAUCGAUUGGGACACAUUUGAUCGCAAAGACACAUCUAUGAAUGUGGACGACAGCGGAAUUGCUAUCUGUGCUAUGUAA
Messenger RNA from Aspergillus affinis, 4560 nucleotides. RefSeq lists its product as uncharacterized. Gene Ontology annotation, cellular component: mediator complex. Gene Ontology annotation, molecular function: transcription coregulator activity. NCBI's taxonomy places the organism in Eukaryota, Fungi, Ascomycota, Eurotiomycetes, Eurotiales, Aspergillaceae. The transcript is spliced from 4 exons. Gene Ontology annotation, biological process: regulation of transcription by RNA polymerase II. The record is from RefSeq and is a predicted model, not a curated record. Bases 1 to 4560 code for a protein of 1519 amino acids.